Messenger RNA from Thrips palmi, 1452 nucleotides. RefSeq lists its product as uncharacterized. Bases 95 to 895 code for a protein of 266 amino acids. Gene Ontology annotation, molecular function: signaling receptor binding. NCBI's taxonomy places the organism in Eukaryota, Metazoa, Arthropoda, Insecta, Thysanoptera, Thripidae. The record is from RefSeq and is a predicted model, not a curated record. The transcript is spliced from 2 exons.
GACCGUAAACACAGCGCACGCCUCUGGGAAGAUAGCGUCCACGCCGAUAAGCCAAUCGCCUCGCUCUGCCUCGCUCUGCCUCCCUCAGCGCGUCAUGGCGUCGUUGCGCAUUGUCAUUGACACUCUUGUCCUGCUGCAGGUUCUUGGCCCCGCCUACAACCCGGCCUACAUGGCCUUCUCCCUGGAGGACCCGCGCGGUGGCUACGGCGCCUUCCAGUCCCGAGGCCGCGGCCCCGGGAUGGACGACGGUGGUGCCGGCGACUUCGAGCAGCACUCCAGCCGCGUGCUCAAGGAGUCGCCGUGGACCCGCGACGCUCCUGGGCCAGCCAAUCCGUUCUCCGUGGACGAGGACUUCCACGAGGUGCUCAGCAACGAUCCGGCCUGGCAGGUGCGCUACGACAUGCCGACGGUCACGUUGAGCGGCGACGCAGAAUCGUACGGCGGCGGCGUCAACUACCGCACGUCGGCGGGCCGUCGGGUCCGCCAGCACGACCCGGAGCAGCUCGACGACGGAGGCACGGCGGACGCCUUGGCGGACGGCAGCGGGCGCGCGGGCCGGGCCGUGUGGGGCGGCAUGUCUCUGGCCGCCCUGAGCAAGGACAUGCAGUGGCACUGCGAGUCCCCGCUGCGCUGGCUGGACCUAGGUCCCGACUAUUUCCCGCGGUUCCUGCGCUCUGCGGACUGCGGCCACCACACCUGCACGGGGUCCGGCUUUGUGUGCAGGCCGCGCUCCUUUUCCGUCAAGGUGCUGCGGCGACGCGAGGGCGUGUGCGCGCCCGCCGGGGACCUCCCGCUGGAGGAGUCCACCGUCGGCCUGCCCGGCGAACUCCGCGACCUCUGGGUUUGGGAGCUCCGCGCCGUCAACUUCUGCUGUGUGUGCAGCGUGCGCAUGUGAGUCUCAGCCAGGGACACUCGGCCAAGAACUCUCGGUUGAGCGGCCGCUCUGCGUCCUGCUCACCGACGCACUUGCUCUCUCUGUCUCCCCUAUUUCUCCCCUGUCUCUCCUUUAUUUCCUUUUCUUUUUUCGACUUCUGCUAUGUUUGCAGUGCAAUACAUAAAUAUAUAUAUAUUUUUGUUAUUUCUGUUCGAUGUCAUUUUGUUUGAAUGAGGUGAGAGAUUUGAGAUUAUUCAUAGUGUAUCAUCAAAAAUGUUCAUCUUAUUCGCACAAUCAUAGAUCAUCAUAUAUCAUGUCAUAACUGAAAUACUUUACGCUGUCUUUAUACAUGACUAAGUUGUUGUUUGUUUUGUUUUAUUGGUGCUGUUUAGAUUAAUAAAUGGGUGUUUUAAUUAUGCUUCCCCUUUUUAUCAACUCCUGUAAAAUGCCAAAUAUUUAUAAAUUCGCCCUGUGUCAAAUUUGUAGAUAUUAAGAAGCAUUGUUAAUAAUUGUUCUGGGGGCAUGUGUACAUUAUGUGCUUAUUUUAAGUCAAAUAAAAUAUAAUAAUUAGCCUUGAA